Orbicella faveolata is the source of this 2181-nucleotide messenger RNA. RefSeq lists its product as uncharacterized. The record is from RefSeq and is a predicted model, not a curated record. NCBI's taxonomy places the organism in Eukaryota, Metazoa, Cnidaria, Anthozoa, Scleractinia, Merulinidae.
AUGCAAAGACAAAACAAAAAGGUUGGUGUGACGGAAGGAAAAGGGAAUUUGGCAGAAGUGAGAGGUCUCGGUGAACUUCCCAAAAGUACAAAACAGGUUUCUUACCUCGCAAGACGCCCUUCGUCUGAACAACAGCAAGGAAGUUCGUCCCAUAGGAAAGAUGCCUGGUAUGAUUUGCUCGUGGAAUGCAAAACACAAAGCCGUUUCCAGGAUACCGCGUUUCUUAGAGAAGUGAAAUGCGCACCAGGGCCUGCGUGUUUCCUAAGAAACAACCGUCAAAUUAAUGACAUUGCUCGUUUUCGUACAGAUCCAACGGAGUUCCAACCACUCUACGUGGACGCAACCUUCAACUUAGGACAAUUUAAUGUUACCAUUAUUUCCUACAAGCAUCUCCUGUUGGAGAAUCGCCGAGAUGGCAAACACCCUACCCUCGUUGGUCCGGUGCUUGUACAUCAUAGAAAAACUAGUCAGUCAUACAAGUACCUUUGCACUAACUUGGCAUCCUUGAAUCCUGCCACAAAAAAUCUUUUGGCGUACGGUAACGAUGAUGAGAUAGCGUUAAUCGAGGCGUUUGAGGAAACUUCGACUGUGCUAUUCAUUUAUUGUGCGAGAGGCACAUGCGAAACACCCUCAAUGCGAAGUUUGAGGCCCUCUCAGUUCCUUCGGCCUACCAAGCACAGUUUCUCCAGGAUACCUUUGGUGGAGCACGUGACGGGGAGUAUAUGCCUGGACUGGUUGACUGUAGAGAGGUAGAGGAAUUUCAAUGCCGUCUGGAAGCCCUGGAGGAGAAAUGGAGUCAAGCUGGAGAGCCGGGUAAAGAGGCCUAUUGCUGGUUUGUGAAAAACAAAGCGCAGAAAGUUUUUUGUCCUCUUGGUGCUGGUGUAAGAGAGCAAGCCGGCUUAGGACGACCACCUGCACGAUUUACAACCAACCCAUCUGAGGGCAAUAAUAAAGUUGUUCAAGAUUUUAUUCAUAAAGACACAAAGAAGACACGCGUUAGUGAAUUCGAGUUCGUCCAAUCACUACAGAAGCUGAUACAACGUCAAGAAAACGGCCUUGAGAUAGCAGUUAUCGACCAAGGGCCCUACCGGGUUCGAAACGCCUUCAAUCACAUCAUCACUUCCCCCGAUGACUGGCUGAAAAUGACGCCAAAUCAGCGGAAGAGAGCUUUGCAGAAGGUACAUGGGACGAAGAUCUCAGAAGCAAGCAAUGGUAAUCUGACUUAGAGGCCGCAGCCUGCAGAGGGCGCAAAAAAAAAAAAACAAUUCUUGAUCGUCUACUUCAAGAGGAAAUCGACUGGAUUCCCCUCUCCACCUUAACCGGAAUGACAGAGAAAGCCGAGAAAAUCCUCCAGGUUCCAGAACAGGUUAUUCCAAUUCCAAACUUAGAAGGAUCACUUCUCAUUCCAAGCAAGACUAACGCUCGGAACCCACACGUCGUAAGCGCGUACAGUACAAGCCGAAUUGUUUGUAAUUGCGUAAACAACAAAAGUCUGUCUAUUUGCUCACACUCCAUCGUCUAUGCAGAGCACCAGAAAGUACAGCCUAAGUUCUACAAUUGGUUUAAAAGGCUCAAGCGCAGUCAAGGUAGCAAUGCUAUCAAUUUUUCAAACCUCGUAUCAGCGGAUAUGCCUCGUGGAAGGGGUCGAAAGGGCGAGAGGCCUCCCCGAACGGUCAAGGCAACAGUUACUCACACCAACACUGGAAUGAAUUUCUCGGCCUCCACUUCACGGCAGCAGGAGCAGACCCAAGCAAGGCAGUAACCGUACGAAAUUUGGUCAAAGCAGCGGACACAAGUGAUAGCUUCACAGCAUCAUGUUGCAGGUCAACACCAGCACGCAGUAGCUUCACAGCAUCAUGUAACAGGUCAACACCAGCACGCAGUAGCUUCACAGCAUCAUGUGCAGGUCAACACCAGCACGCAGUAGCUUCACAGCAUCAUGUUGCAGGUCAACACCAGCAUGCAGUAGCUUCACAGCAUCAUGUUGCAGGUCAACACCAGCAUGCAGUAGCUUCACAGCCUCAGGUAGCAGGUCAACACCAACAGCCAGUCUCUCCACAGCAUCAGGUAGCAGUUCUACACCUACAAGCAGGAGGACCACACCAGCGGGCAGCUUUACCACAGCCAUACCAUAACAUAAAUCCAUUUCUGCUAGAGUUCCGACAUGGAAAUAUUCGUAAA